Molecule: messenger RNA, 2422 nt
Organism: Echinops telfairi (small Madagascar hedgehog)
Lineage: Eukaryota; Metazoa; Chordata; Mammalia; Afrosoricida; Tenrecidae
Gene: NOL11
Product: nucleolar protein 11
Exons: 18
Coding region: 17-2173 (718 amino acids)
Biological process (GO): maturation of SSU-rRNA
Cellular component (GO): nucleolus; nucleus
Molecular function (GO): RNA binding
Source: RefSeq, a predicted model, not a curated record
CUUAGGUUUGCCAAAGAUGGCAGCCCUGGAGGAAGAAUUCACGUUGCCUGGAGUACCUUUGGGCUCCGGGCCAGACGGACUCCUCGGCGUGGAACAGAGCGACAAGGCCGAUCAGUUUCUGGUGACAGACAGUGGCAGGACUGUCGUCCUCUAUAAGGUCUCUGAUCAGAAGCCCUUGGGGAGCUGGUCAGUGCAGCAAGGUCAAACUAUAACGUGUCCAGCCGUGUGCAACUUUCAAACUGGAGAGUAUAUUCUUGUCCAUGAUAACAAGGUUUUGAGGAUAUGGAAUAAUGAAGAUGUGAGCUUGGAUAAAGUAUUUAAAGCGACAUUGGCAGCUGAGGUGUUCCGGAUCCAUUCCGUACACGGGACGGAACCGCUCGUGCUGUUCAAGAGAGGGGCGGUCCGCGGCGUGGAGGCCUUGCUUGCAGAGCCGCAGCAGGAAGUCGAAGCUGUGAUCUCCGACGAGGAGGCCAUCAAAUGGACCAAGAUCUUCAUGGUAUUUAAGCACCCGAUUUUACUUUUCAUUACUGAAAAACAUGGAGCCUACUCUGCGUAUGUGCACGUGCUCUCCUCUGGGGCCUCCAGCAAGUACACGCUCGCACUUGGCCGCGAAGACAGGUCUGUGCUGCAGAGCUUCGCAGCCUCUGUGGAUCGGAAGCGCAUCUCUCUGAUCACAUUCAGCUCCGAUGGGUGUAUAUAUGAAACCCUGCUACCAACACAUCCAAGUGAUCCGGGAAAAGACCAGGUGGCAGUCAGGUCGCUGGUGAUCAAGGGCAUCGUGUCUGAGAAAGCUCAGAGUGGCGUUGCCCUCAGCAUCCUGGACCGAGAUCACCUGGCAGUCCUGGGAACACCGCUGUCAGGCGGCAAAGACUGCCUCUCAGUGUGGAACAUCAAAUUCCAGACACUGCAGGCCUCGAAAGAGUUCCCACAAGGGACCAGCGGGCAACUCUGGUACUACGGAGAACAUUUGUUCAUGCUGCACGGCCGGUUCCUCACUGUGAUUCCUUAUAAGUGCGAGGCCUCUUCCUUAGCAGGGGCCCUGGGGAAACUCAAACACAGUGUCGAGCCAGGCAUUCCUGCAAUGUCCCAUUUCGUAAACUGGGAAACAUCUCAGGACUGUGGACUUGAAUCCCAGAAGCCAGAGCCGCCCAAGAGAACUUUACGAACGAAAAACGUGGCAGUGAGUUCGCAGCCUGCUGUUUCAGCAUCCAGACAGCUUUUAUUAACCAUAAAGAAUGGCACCGAGAAGCACAUUGAGGUCGAGCUGCGUAAGUUUCUGGCUGCCAAGCAGAGCCCGGACUUCCACACUGCUGUUGGGGACAUCGCGGCGGGCCUCCUGGGAAGGUGCCAAGCGGAGCCAUCCUUUUACCCCCGGGGCUGCCUGACGCAGCUGGUCCAGACGCACGUGCUGUCUCACAGCUUGUGCCCCGGCCUGAUGGACCUGGCCGUGGAGAAGGCGGACGUGCAGCUCUUGCAGCUCUGUCUGCAGCACUUCCCCGACAUCCCUGAGAGGACCACCUGCGCCUGCUUACAGCUUUUCCUCAGCAUCGGGGAUGACAGGCUCCAGGAAACGGACGUCAGCACAGAGUCGGUUUUCCACUGCGGCGAUGCUGGGCAGGAGGAGCCAAUGGAGAUGCAGAAGGAAAUUCUGGAAAACGGUGUCCAGGCUGCGGGGGACCAGUGCAGCGACUGUGACAGAGGGCUGCAAGGGAGGCCUCUGGGCAGCAACGAGGAGGCCAGCUCGAGCCCGGUGACGCCAAAGAGAGCGGCUCUGCUGAACUCAGUUCUUCACUCGGCGUACAGCGAGGCCUGCCUUCUGCCCCACCUGAAGGACAUCCCCGCACAGCACGUCACACUCUUUCUCCGGUAUUUGUACUUCCUGUAUCUGAAGUGCAGUGAGAACGCCGCUCUGACUCUGCCUGGCACCCACCCUCCCAGCCUGAACCAGAUCAUGGACUGGACCUGCCUGCUGCUGGAUGCGAACUUCACAGUUGUGGUGAUGGUUCCAGAAGCAAAGCAGCUGCUCACCAGUCUGUACAAGUUUGUGAAAGCCCAGAUCAGCGUCUACUCUGAACUCAACAAGAUCCAAGUAAGUUUUCAGGAGCUGCAGAAACUCAAUCAAGAGAAGACUCGGACAGAACUGUAUUCCAUCGAAGUGCUGGAGCUCUUCUGAGGCUCUGCGCCUCCUCCUCCUCCUGCCCGCCUCGAGCCACGGGACUGUGCCAACUGCCACCCAUCGGGGGUCUGCACACUCCAGGGGAGCCCGUCCCAGUGUGUGGCUGCUCGCAGGAAUUCCAGCCCACACACUCACACCCUUUUUUUAACAUCUGUAACUGAAUUGGUUUUAAGUACUUAUUUGUGUAUAGAUGUCUUAUAUGUGUGGAAUUAUUCUUUUAAUAAAAUCACUGCCGCUGAAGCCAUA